AGGAACCUAAAUAACCCAUUCAACGUCGCCGGCGGAAGGAAAUUAAAGACGGACACGCUUUCGAAAACGGCAAGAGCAACAACACCAACUCACUUCGUCACUGUCUACUGCUCUUUAAAAAGAUUUCCCAAGUUUAUUUAACUUAAUUUCAUAGUUUUUGAUGUGAUGGGUCGCAGCAGAUCCACUGAAAGAGCCGACAAAGACAAAAAACAGGCGAAGAAGAAACGGAGACGGUCUUCUUCUUCUUCUUCUUCGUCGUCUUCAUCGUCUUCCUCGUCCAGCAGCAGGAGUCGAAGCAGAUCGUCAAAGAACGCACCACACAAAACACAAGAUGUGAAAACACAGAGAAAGAAGCGAAGAAGAAGCUCCUCUUCCUCCUCGUCCACUUCUUCUUCUUCCUCCUCCUCGUCGUCAUCUUCCUCCUCGUCCAGCGAUGAGAAGACUAAAAAGAAAAAGGGUAAAGCCAAGAGGAAGAAGUCGAAGAAGAAGAAGGCGAAGCUAAAGAAACAGAAGAAGAAGGAGAAGAAGAAGAAAGAGAAGCUGAAGAAGAAGGAGAAGAAGAAGAAGGCGACAACAGAGGCGGUGUUGUUAAGUCCUCCAGCAGAGAAACCUCCAUCUUACCUGGAGGUGUGGCAGAGUGAUGAGGGGACAGUGGAGCUCGGACCUGCGAUGACAGACGAGCAGAAGGCCCGACUCUCCACUAAGCGGCCUCUCACAAAAGAGGAGUACGAGGCCAGACAGAGUGUGAUCCGCAGGGUUGUGGACCCAGAGACGGGACGGACCAGGUUGGUGAGAGGAGAAGGAGAGAUCAUCGAGGAGAUUGUCAGCCGAGAAAAACAUAAAGACAUCAACAAGCAAGCCACCAAGGGAGACGGGAACGCCUUCCAGAGGAAACUUGGUAUCAACAGGUAGAAGAUGCCGUGAUCUGCCUCAAUAAGCUGAAUUUUAUCACAACUUUAAACGUCUGCCUGUGAUUAAACUGGAUAAUAUCAAAGUACACUUACAAGUUUAAAACAGGAAAAAGAAUCUCCUCUUGAUUUGCCUUAUUACAUCCAUGUUGAUCACAAAGGAGACAUAAAGAGAAGCAGACGAGACUUGAAUGUUUUGGGUCAGCUGCCACAGGAACUCUACACAAGGUGAAGGUGUCCCAAAUAGUUUGCACAUUCAAUGUUUGUUUACGCUGAUAAAUGCUUAUUUAUUUUAUCUUUUUAAAAAAAAAAAAAAAAAAGCA
Molecule: messenger RNA, 1231 nt
Organism: Acanthopagrus latus (yellowfin seabream)
Lineage: Eukaryota; Metazoa; Chordata; Actinopteri; Spariformes; Sparidae
Gene: arl6ip4
Product: ADP-ribosylation factor-like 6 interacting protein 4
Exons: 5
Coding region: 166-912 (248 amino acids)
Source: RefSeq, a predicted model, not a curated record